GUACAACCACUAUCAAAGCCCACUCGACCCAACACAGAAAAACUUCUCUUCUUUUCAAGAACAGAAGAAACCAUGGCUACAAUGGCCCUCUCCUCUCCCACAUUGGCUGGAAAGGCGGUCAACCUCGCGCGGUCGCCCUCUGAACUCCUUGGUGAAGGACGGGUCACCAUGCGAAAGACCGGAGGCAAGGCCACCGUCUCUUCCGGUAGCCCGUGGUAUGGUCGAGACCGAGUCAAGUACUUGGGUCCAUUCUCAGGAGAGCCCCCAUCCUAUCUCACUGGUGAAUUUCCAGGAGACUAUGGUUGGGACACAGCCGGCCUCUCCGCCGACCCCGAGACAUUCGCAAAGAACCGCGAGCUUGAAGUCAUCCACUGCCGAUGGGCCAUGCUUGGUGCACUUGGGUGCGUGUUCCCUGAGCUCCUUUCCCGCAACGGUGUCAAGUUCGGUGAGGCUGUGUGGUUCAAAGCUGGUGCCCAGAUCUUCAGCGAGGGUGGUUUGGAUUACUUGGGCAACCCCAGUCUGGUGCAUGCUCAAAGCAUACUAGCCAUUUGGGCCACCCAAGUUAUCUUGAUGGGGGCUGUCGAGGGCUACCGCAUUGCCGGUGGGCCACUCGGAGAAGUGACUGACCCACUCUACCCUGGUGGGAGCUUCGAUCCUUUGGGGCUUGCCGAUGAUCCUGAGGCUUUCGCCGAACUCAAAGUGAAGGAGAUCAAGAACGGACGGCUAGCUAUGUUCUCCAUGUUUGGAUUCUUUGUUCAGGCUAUUGUGACCGGCAAGGGCCCACUGGAGAACUUGGCUGACCACCUUGCUGAUCCUGUGAACAACAACGCAUGGGCAUACGCCACCAACUUCGUCCCCGGCAAGUGAUCAUGGAGCCCACCUUUGGAUCAAUGCGAAGAUCGCAAAUUGGGAUCGACGUUCGUAACCAGUGAAGGAAGAAUGUUGUAUCUGAUAUGUAUUACUACCAUUCUGUUUAUGUAUUAUUGGUUGUUGGAUUCUUAAGAGGACUUUGCAACCA
Molecule: messenger RNA, 1018 nt
Organism: Magnolia sinica
Lineage: Eukaryota; Viridiplantae; Streptophyta; Magnoliopsida; Magnoliales; Magnoliaceae
Product: chlorophyll a-b binding protein of LHCII type 1
Exons: 1
Coding region: 73-867 (264 amino acids)
Biological process (GO): response to light stimulus; photosynthesis, light harvesting in photosystem I
Cellular component (GO): plastoglobule; chloroplast thylakoid membrane; chloroplast envelope
Source: RefSeq, a predicted model, not a curated record